Molecule: messenger RNA, 795 nt
Organism: Drosophila takahashii
Lineage: Eukaryota; Metazoa; Arthropoda; Insecta; Diptera; Drosophilidae
Gene: lwr
Product: ubiquitin conjugating enzyme lesswright
Biological process (GO): protein sumoylation
Cellular component (GO): nucleus
Molecular function (GO): SUMO conjugating enzyme activity
Source: RefSeq, a predicted model, not a curated record
CGAGAAAAGCAGGAUUUGUGGAAACUACUGAAUAGACAACUGAGCAGAUAGCAUGUCCGGCAUCGCAAUCACGCGCUUGGGCGAGGAGCGAAAGGCCUGGCGCAAGGACCACCCCUUCGGCUUCGUGGCCCGGCCCGCCAAGAAUCCCGACGGCACCCUCAACCUGAUGAUCUGGGAGUGCGCCAUUCCCGGCAAGAAGUCGACGCCCUGGGAGGGCGGCCUCUACAAGCUGCGCAUGAUCUUCAAGGACGACUACCCCACCUCGCCGCCCAAGUGCAAGUUCGAGCCGCCGCUCUUCCACCCGAACGUCUAUCCCUCGGGCACCGUCUGCCUGUCGCUGCUCGACGAGGAGAAGGACUGGCGCCCGGCCAUCACCAUCAAGCAGAUCCUGCUCGGCAUCCAGGACCUGCUCAACGAGCCGAACAUCAAGGACCCGGCCCAGGCGGAGGCCUACACCAUCUACUGCCAGAACCGGCUGGAGUACGAGAAGCGUGUGCGCGCCCAGGCCCGCGCCAUGGCGGCCACCGAGUAGUCGGUGCGUCCCGGGCAUCCUGGGCAUCCUGGGUAUCCUGGGCAUCCUGGGCCUCCCCGCAUCCCCACAUAGACAUUAACAAACAACACACACACACAUCUAGGCGGUAAGCGUUUUCGUGAAUGCUCUCCACAUAUUUACUUUUACUAAGACGGAACUCUACUGCACACAAACAAAAAGCAUCUGAUUUAAUUUUUUAACGCAAUCGUUUAGUUGCUAUAUUGUAUACUGUAUCAUCUGAAUAAAAUCUUAUAAGUUCUGCA